This is a messenger RNA of Arctia plantaginis, 1398 nucleotides long. The record is from the annotation of a GenBank genome assembly. Lineage: Eukaryota; Metazoa; Arthropoda; Insecta; Lepidoptera; Erebidae.
AUGUCUUCGUUUAUAAAUCAUCGCGAGGAUAGUACAGUUAGUGUGGACGAAGCUACAACAAAAGACAAUGUAACUUAUUACAAAAUAACUGUUAAAGUGGGGACAAUUCGGUGGACCGUGUUACAUCGAUACAGUGAUUUUGUUGAACUACAUGAAAAACUAGUGUCGGACCAUGGCGUAGCAAAAGAGUUACUGCCUCCAAAAAAAGUUAUACGGAAUAAAACUCCGAAGUUUGUGGAGCAGAGAAAAGAGGCUCUAUGCGAAUAUUUGAAGAAUGUUUUUAAUUAUUUAAGGCUCACAAUGCCGUCCCAAUUUGCUCAGUUCUUAGACUUCCAUUUGUAUGAUAUAUUUUUUUUGCUACAAGUUUUAGCAAAGAAACUUUUCUUAGAAGGAGAUAAACUGUUACAAAAUGAAAAAUCGCAUUAUUUUACUCCUGUAGAGCUUCAUGCAAUAAGUGAACGUCUAAAAAUGGCAUGUCCACCGACUGAAAAGACAGACCAGAUGUAUGACUUCAGCCAUAUCCUAGAUUUCUGUUCACAAAUUCAGUCACUAAACAUUGAGGGGAGCUAUGAAAAACUUGGUACAAGUAACAUUAUACCAAACAAUUUACAUUUUGACCUCAUCCCUUUUAAGUCCCUGACAGACUUAAAGAUACUCGGUGUGCCAAUGGGGUGCAUACAUAGUGUUGGAGGUCUACGGGACACACUUGUUAGUCUAUCUGUGUUCACUGCAAGUGUAGUGUCUCUCAAUGAGUUUCUAUUAGUCGACAUCCUGCAUAAAGACCCCUCCAGCAUUGCUGACACUGUUAAAUGGAAAAAACUGUCGCUUAUAAACUUCUCAAGCAACAACACACAAAACGUGGACUGGGCCAUUCGCCUCGUACCUCGCCUGCAACAAUUAAAUUUGUCGUCAAACAAACUGCGGGAACUGUGCGACAUAUCCUGUCUGCAUGACCUAAGGGUGCUCAACCUAUCCAUGAACAGCUUCUCUAUCUGUGACAACUGGCACGCCAAGAUUGGUAACAUAGUUAAAAUAGACCUAUCACAGAACAAAGUCGAGGGUCUGCAAGGGUUCUCAAGGUUAUACUCUUUGGAGAGUCUCGAUUUAAGUUGUAAUGUUAUUUCUGAUGUGGAGGAAGUACAACAUAUAUGUCGAUUGCCGUGUUUGGAAUAUCUAUGGUUGACGGCCAAUCCCGUAGCGUCGUCCAUAGAUUAUAGAGUGAAGGUGAUAGAGCAGUUCAAUGGUAGAAUGACAGAGAUAUGUUUAGAUAACGAAAAGGCAUCUGAAAAGGAACUUGAUACGGCCAGGGUUUUGCAAGCUCUUAGGAUAGUGAAAGAAGGUAAGACACCCAGUUUUCUACAGAACAAUAAUACAAGCCACAGCUUUAAUAAGAGUUGA